AUGGCGGCUCUGCAUCAGGCUGCCAACAUCAACUUGCCCACCAGUGUGAGUCUCUCCAGAAGUCAGCCCCAGGCGCGCUCCACCCCUCUACACCCCACCACCGCCACGCGCAAUGGUAACAAGACACACACCAGUCAGCCGCAGUCCAACGGAUCGCUGAGGAACGGCCACAGACACAACCACCCGCACCCUCUGCCCCGCGCAGCCUCCUCUUCCUCCUCCUCUUCCUCCUCACACACGCCGUCACACAGUCAUACACACGCUCGCAACCCGAAGAAGCUGCAGUCCAACCCCUCCAUCACCAGCCAGGGGAGCAAGAGGAGCAAGGGCAGCUCCAAAUCCAACAGCUCGCAGAUACCCACGGAGGGACAGGACGAUUGCUGUGUGCACUGCAUCCUGGCGUGCCUCUUCUGUGAGUUCCUGAUGCUGUGUAACAUCGUGCUGGACUGUGCCACAUGCGGCUCGUGUGCAUCGGAUGACGCAUGUUUCUGCUGCUGCUGUGCGUCCGAGGAGUGCGGAGACUGUGACCUUCCUUGCGACCUCGACUGUGGCAUCAUAGACGCCUGCUGCGAGUCUGCGGACUGCCUGGAGAUAUGCAUGGAGUGCUGUGGGUUAUGCUUCUCCUCCUAAGUGAUGGACGGGAGGACCGACCAAUCAAAUUGCCAGACGUCUUGACUGACGGGCGCGUCCACCAAUCACCUGCAAAGCGCUUGCCCUUGAGAUACGCACGGAGUGCCUCGAACUCUGCUGGUCUUCAUUAGUGAUGGAAGGGUCAACCAAUUACCUUCCAGAUGUCUUGAGUGACGGGCAGGUAGACUAAUCAAAUGCAAGCUCCUAGCAGAUAGGCAACUGUUGUGGUCCCGUCUCUUGGGCUUUGCCAAUCAAAGGAUGUCUGUUUUUGUUACUUCCAUGUGGCCUCUGCCUUCUCUACCUGCUAAGUGACAGGUGCAACAACUAAUGAAAUGCAAGCAUGUGGACAUGGCCUUGCAGAGGGCCGAGGGCUGAUGUCCCGCCUCUUGAGUUGGGUCCAGCCAAUGAGAUGUCUUUGAUCUGAGACUAAGUCAAUAUCCAUCAAGUCAAAGGAUAUCUUUUGUAUUUUCUUGCUUCCAAGUGCCAUUUGAAACCAACUCUGAAUGGACUGCCAUGUUAACCAAUCACCUGCCAGCUUUGGAGUGUCAAUCACAUGUUGCCUCUAAUCCUUUUGGUUGAGGGACCGUGUUUGGUUACUGCCUCCUAGACAAUCAAAAGAUCUCUGUACUUGCUCUUUAUACCUGAUGAACUUUGAUGGAACUUUAUGAAAUAUUAUUAAUAUCCCAGAAUUAUAACAUCCCAUAAACUCUAGAAUUGUAGGAUUUUCAAAUUCCAGUAUUUUUAACCAGAGACAUUCUCUUUACACCUGAUGAACUUUGAUGGAACUUUAUGAAUUAUUACUAAUAUCCCAGAAUUAUAACAUCCCACAAACUCUAGAAUUGUAAGAUUUUCAAAUUCGAGUAUUUUUAACCAGAGACAUUCUAAUGGGAACUAAGAAAAAGUUCUAUUAGAACUAAGGAAAUCUCAUUUCUGUCAAUGUUGGCUGAUAUGGGUAGUGGUUUUCAAGAUUUUUUUGAACAAGCCUGCCAAAGCCCCCCACCCACCAGGGCUGUAGGGCUGUAGAGCCCCUGUUGAGAAACUCUGGACUAGAGAAACAAUUGUUAUCAGAAAUGCAGUGCUAUGUGGCCUGGUAUUGUCCUGGUGGUACUGUGUAGGUCCCUGUACCUGACUAGUGAUGCUCCUGUACUGAACUGGCACUCUGAAUAGCUGAAUACACAUCAGAAAUGUUGCAGUCUGUGCAUGACGAAAAACAUGCACUAUGGCAACAUGGACAAAAGAAACACA
Molecule: messenger RNA, 1875 nt
Organism: Engraulis encrasicolus (European anchovy)
Lineage: Eukaryota; Metazoa; Chordata; Actinopteri; Clupeiformes; Engraulidae
Gene: mdfi
Product: MyoD family inhibitor
Exons: 3
Coding region: 1-630 (209 amino acids)
Source: RefSeq, a predicted model, not a curated record